Messenger RNA from Microbotryum saponariae, 770 nucleotides. NCBI's taxonomy places the organism in Eukaryota, Fungi, Basidiomycota, Microbotryomycetes, Microbotryales, Microbotryaceae. The record is from the annotation of a GenBank genome assembly.
AUGGAAUCGGAGGCGGCCGCGAAAACGGAGGUCAUCAAAAUUGAAAGCGAGGACGAGUCGGUCUUGGAGGACUGCAGCGGAUCCGAUGGAGAGGUGAUGGCGGAUGAAAGAGGUGAAACGGAAGAGAGGUGGCUACGGAGAUGGAGGAAGAGGAGGUGGCGACGGAGGUGGGCGAUGUGGACGAAGCGAGGGGAUCGACGAAAGCGGAGAAUGCGGAAGCGACGGACUUAGGGGAAACGAACAGGCUGGACAAUGACGACGACAGCGACGCCACAGCAACCGCCGCCACCGCUUCCCGCGAAUCGACGCCGCAUGAACCAACCCCACCUCUGUCACCCGAAACUCUCGCCAAGUCGCUACGCGAGGGGGAGGAGUGGGACAGGAUCAGAGCUAACUGGGUUGAGCAGGCACGACUUGAGCGGGACCAAAGCAUCGAGAGGAGGCUCAACGCUGAAACCCCUUUGGUGCGUCACAACUUUGCCACGUGGGACGAGGACGGUGAGAUACGCUCCAUCAACAUCAGGGGGACCGCUGCGAAGUUCAAGAAGCAGGUGAUGAAGAGGUCGCAGACUGCGGCGGACCUCAGUGACCCAAGUGACAAACCGACCGACGCCAAGCAAGUCAUCAUCAAAGGGAAGAGCCGCGUCGUGGUGAAGGAUGGAAUAGAGGGGCGGAGGGUGACGAGGUCGAUGUCGGCGGCAGCGGCGAUGCAGGUCGAGGUGACGAAGGUGGACAGAGGGAAAGGAAGAGGGGUAGCUGAGGAAAAAUGA